Messenger RNA from Prinia subflava (tawny-flanked prinia), 2667 nucleotides. It is a transcript of the gene B4GALT2, whose product is annotated as beta-1,4-galactosyltransferase 2. Gene Ontology annotation, molecular function: galactosyltransferase activity. Lineage: Eukaryota; Metazoa; Chordata; Aves; Passeriformes; Cisticolidae. The record is from RefSeq and is a predicted model, not a curated record. Gene Ontology annotation, biological process: carbohydrate metabolic process. The transcript is spliced from 7 exons. Gene Ontology annotation, cellular component: Golgi apparatus. Bases 408 to 1529 code for a protein of 373 amino acids.
UGUGUCUGCAUCCGUGGGAUUCGCGUCCGUGGGCCCCGGUCCCUGCGGGACUGCCCUCCCUGCCCUCCUCGCCCCGCGGCUCCGGGGCUGGCGGCGGCGGCGGCCCCGCCCGGUGCGGCGGCGGCGGGCGGAGCCGGCGUGCGGGCGCGGCCCCGUCUCCCUGCGGCUCUCGGCGGUGCGGCGGCCCGGCCGGCUGGGCCCCCCGCAGCCCCGGGCAUGGGAGCCCGCGGGCCGGCGGCCGGGGCUGGAGGAGGAAGAGGAGGAAGAGGAAGAGAAGGAGGCGGCGGCGGGGGCCGCUGACCGGCGCCGGGGCGGCGCGGCAGCCCCGAGGCCGCGGAUCAGGACCGUGGCUGGAGCCGCCCCCCUGCCCCGCCAAGCGCACAUGUCCGCCUGCCCAUGCCCAGAAGAUGACCAGGCUGCUCUUGGGGGUGACCCUGGAAAGGAUUUGCAAGGCUGUGCUGCUGCUCUGCCUGCUCCACUUCGUCAUCAUCAUGAUCCUCUAUUUUGACGUCUACGCGCAGCACCUGGACUUCUUCAGCCGUUUCAACGCCAGGAACGCCUCGCGCUCCCACCCGUUCUCCAACUCCUCCCGCCCCAACGGCACCGUUCCCAGCUACGGGCCAGCCGGUGCUGAGGCCCCAUCUCCCAGCACCAAGCCCAGCACCAACCAGUCUGCCACUGAGAAGCCCUUGCAGCCCUGCCAGGAGACACCUCCUGGCUUAGUUGGGCGCCUGCUCAUCGAGUUCAGCUCUCCCAUGAGCAUGGAGCGAGUGCAGCGGGAGAACCCUGAUGUGCGCCAGGGCGGCAAGUACACCCCCCCGGACUGCCUGCCCCGGCAGAAGGUGGCCAUCCUCAUCCCCUUCCGGCACCGCGAGCACCACCUCAAGUACUGGCUGCACUACCUGCACCCCAUCCUGCGCCGGCAGAAGGUGGCUUAUGGUAUCUACAUCAUCAACCAGUUCGGUGAAGACACCUUCAACCGGGCCAAGCUGCUCAACGUGGGGUUCAUGGAGGCACUCAAGGACGACGAGGAGUAUGACUGCUUCAUUUUCAGCGACGUAGACCUCAUCCCCAUGGACGAUCGCAACCUCUAUCGCUGCUACGAGCAGCCACGGCACUUUGCUGUUGGCAUGGACAAGUUUGGGUUCAGGCUGCCCUAUGCCGGCUACUUUGGUGGUGUCUCUGGGCUGAGCAAGUCCCAGUUCCUGAAGAUCAAUGGCUUUCCCAAUGAGUACUGGGGCUGGGGAGGAGAAGACGACGACAUCUUUAAUCGCAUCUCCCUGAAUGGCAUGAAGGUGUCAAGGCCCGACAUCCGCAUUGGGAGGUACCGCAUGAUUAAGCAUGAACGCGACAAACACAACGAGCCCAACCCGCAGAGAUUCACCAAGAUCCAGAACACCAAAAUGACGAUGAAGCGGGAUGGGAUCAGCUCGCUGCAGUACCGGCUGGUGGAGAUCUCCCGCCAGCCCAUGUACACCAACAUCACGGUGGAGAUUGGCAGGCCACCGCCCCGCCUGGCCCGCGGCUAGUGCUCCUGUCACCGGGAGCCCCUGUGCCUAGGCUGGCUGGGCAUAGCAGGGUUUUGCCCCAGCGCAACAGCCAGGACUGGACAGGGAUGUUUUCUGCCUACUCUGCUGCCUUCUGGAGACGGCUGCCCCCCAGCCGGCCCUUUGGUCCCCAGGAUUUCUCCGUCUCCCCCAUCCCCACGAGUGUGUUUGCAGGACCCCUGCCCCAUACGUGGUGUGUUGGUGGAUGAGCCUGGCUGCCCUGUGAGCAGCUCCUGGUACAGAGGGAGGGGGCAACCCCAGGCCUGGCAAGGAGCCCCCAGUCCAUGCCAGCUCCUGCCUGCACCCUGGGUGGGGAGGGUGAAGUCCCACUGCUCUUUGAGAGCUGAAGGGUCCCCACCAGCGCUGUGAGAAGUGGGGUGCAGGCUUCCCCCUUUAUCAGUGCUGGAGCCACCGCUGCCCCAGCUGGGGAUGGGAGCAGCCUGGGGCCCCCAGGCAGGCAGGAUCAGGGCAGGGUUGCUGCCCUGGCCAGGCACUGCCCAUGCUGCUGGGCACACAGACAUGGCUUGCUGUCUUCCUCUGCUUUAGUCUGGUGCUUAGAGCCGGGCCCUGUCUCAGCUCUGCCAAACAGAGACCUCUGAUUAGCGAAUGCCCCUCGCUGUGCCUCAGUUUCCCCAGGGCUGGGGGGAUGGCAGCUGUAUCCCAUCCCCCAACCCCAAAGGCAGGUGCUCUGUGUGUGUGCAGCCCCUGCCUGCGCCUGCCCUCUCCUCUUUGGUGGGGAAAUAGGGCUCAUUUGAACCCCCCAGGCCCUCUUGGUGGGGGCUGCUGCAGCCCCUCUAGCAGGGAGGGAAUCUUCCCCUUGAGGUCUCCCUUUGCCUUCCCCCUUCCAGGCCAGGGGCAGGGGGGCUGCAGGCAGGAGAGGCCGGGACAAUGCAGGGCAGGAGCCCUGUGCCCCUCCAUGGGACUGGGAGCCCCAGCACCCCUGACACUCCAUGGGGUUCUAGGAGCAGUGGGGUUGGGAGCAGGGCAGCUCGCCAGGGCUGGGGGGCACUGGCGACUUUUGUACAUUUGAAUGUCUGACCCUUUUUUCAGCGUACGUUGAAUGCAACGUUCGGUCGUAGAGACCGGGGGUUUUGUAUUUAAUAAAAGUUUGAAAAGUUGG